AUCAAGCAUGAGAUGAAAGUUACUGGAAUGCAAGAUCCAUGUGAUGGUUUCCGUGGCAACUACUUCACAAGACGCAAUGGCCCAGAAUGACGAGGAGAAGCUAUAAUUUGAUUUUACAUAUGUAAAACGAAGUGAGGUAGUAGGAAUGGAGGCUGAGGUCACACAGAAGGUACCAGAAGUGUUGUGUGAAGCUGCUGGACAAGAAGAUGCAGCAGGGACUGAACAAGCAUCUCUUGCCGACGGUGAAAGCACAUCAGCCCAGCCCGCUGCUGUCAGCAACGGAGAGGAAAGCGACGAGGGGAAAGAAAUGGUGGAUGUGAAAAUAAUUUGGAAUAAAAACAAAUAUGACCUUAAAAUUCCUUUAGAUGGCACCGGUGCUAAACUGAAAGAGAAAAUUCACACUCUCACUGGUCUUCCACCUGCUAUGCAGAAAGUGAUGUACAAAGGACUGCUACCAGAGGACAAGACGCUUCGAGAAAUCAAAGUUACAAAUGGUGCAAAGAUUAUGGUGGUUGGAUCUACAAUAAAUGAUGUACUAGCUGUAAAUACACCAAAAGAAGUUAUUCAGCAAGAGGUUAAAGCUGAGGAGAACAAAAAGGAGCCAUUGUGCAGGCAAAAGCAACAUAGAAAAGUUUUGGACAAAGGAAAACCAGAUGAUGUCAUGCCAUCUAUAAAAGGAGCUAAGGAGCGUCUGCCAACAGUGCCUUUAUCAGGAAUGUACAACAAAUCUGGCGGAAAAGUACGACUUACUUUUAAACUGGAACAGGAUCAGUUAUGGAUCGGAACAAAAGAAAGAACAGAAAAAAUCCCGAUGGGUUCCAUCAAAAAUGUUGUGACUGAGCCAAUAGAGGGUCACGAGGACUAUCAUAUGAUGGCAUUUCAACUGGGUCCGACAGAAGCCUCACAAUAUUGGGUCUACUGGGUGCCUGCACAGUUUGUUGAUGCAAUCAAAGACACAGUUCUCGGAAAAUGGCAGUAUUUUUAACGUGCCUCUAUAGACACUGAAGAAUUGGGAUUCAGAACAAAAGAUUGAAAACGUUAACUGGAGCCAACACAAUAAUCUGAAGAACUGAUUUUUCUGAAGUAUAUCCAGAGCAAACCGAAGGAUUGCUGUUGGACGAAAUAUUUUGGGGGUUUUAAGUGCACUAAGUGUCAGCAUCCCAUUUUUCAAACUGUUUCACCACUCGUUUUUUUUAAAGCAAUCCCAAGCAUAAACAGAAAAUUGUACAGAACUUGCAUAUACAUUUCUCGUAGUUAUUCUGAAAGAAAUAAAAAUUAUUUAAGGAAAACGAUCGAUGCAGUAGAAAGAUUUUAUCUAGUAUAUUCCUCGGUUUACUGUGCAACUCGAGCAAUCUUGCCAAAGUCGACAGUUCACACAGCUAAUUUUACAAUCAGUUUUUAUCAUUGCACAGACUAUAGUUUACAUACAACAACGUAACACUCAAAUAAGGUAUUAAUCCAGGUUAAAAGAGCAUUGUUGCAUUUUAUGUCGUUCAAAAAUUCUGCAGUUUCUUCAAGACUCUUAAUAGCACAUGGAAAGCUUGUCUCACUUUGUCUUGACGGCAGAAGACUUGUUGCAGAAUUACAACCCUAACGCCAAGAGUACAGUUGCUCAGCCUCUGUGCUUUCAACCACAUGAUGCUUUGACAAAGGCAAUAUCUUCUUAAUAUUUUAUUGUUUAGUGCAGCAACAUCUCUAGGCCUAAGUCCCUCUCAAAUCAGAUGUAAUAUUAGGGAAAACAGUGUUGAUGUGCCCUUAAUACACUGCGUAUAUAACUAAGUUGCUGAUGAGUGACUUUUCUGAUCAUGCAUGUUGUUUUUUCAAACAUGGUGCUAACCAAUGAUAAGCAUUUUUAAUUCAAUAAAGCCCAAAGGAAGGAAGAAUUUCAGUGAUCUUUCUGUAAUAAAUUUGCCUAUAUACUUACAUUUUUAAUUUUCAAACUCUACAUGUAUAUAUGCAUCUAAUUCGAUAAUAAGAGGAAUAGCUCAACCUAAAAUGAAAAUUUACUCAUCCUCAUUCCAUCCAAGAUGUAGAUUUAGCAGUACAUGACUUGUUCACCAAUGGAUUCUCUGCAGUGAAUGGGUGCCGUCAGAAUAAGAUUCC
Molecule: messenger RNA, 2103 nt
Organism: Labeo rohita (rohu)
Lineage: Eukaryota; Metazoa; Chordata; Actinopteri; Cypriniformes; Cyprinidae
Gene: ubfd1
Product: ubiquitin family domain containing 1
Exons: 7
Coding region: 146-985 (279 amino acids)
Molecular function (GO): cadherin binding; RNA binding
Source: RefSeq, a predicted model, not a curated record